Messenger RNA from Cladophialophora psammophila CBS 110553, 462 nucleotides. Its product is annotated as DNA-directed RNA polymerase I, II, and III subunit RPABC2. Gene Ontology annotation, biological process: DNA-templated transcription. Lineage: Eukaryota; Fungi; Ascomycota; Eurotiomycetes; Chaetothyriales; Herpotrichiellaceae. Bases 1 to 462 code for a protein of 153 amino acids. The record is from RefSeq and is a predicted model, not a curated record. Gene Ontology annotation, molecular function: DNA-directed RNA polymerase activity; DNA binding. The transcript has 4 exons. Gene Ontology annotation, cellular component: RNA polymerase I complex; RNA polymerase II, core complex; nucleus.
AUGUCGGAUUACGGGGACGACGGCGGCUAUGGCCGGGACGAGCCUGACGAUACCUUCUACGAACCUGAGGAGAAUAUCGAAGACGAAAUGCCUCCGGAUGCCGAAGUCGACGAAGAAGCCAUCGAAGCGCAGGCGAGAGAGGAAGAGGGCGAAGAGCGAACCGUUGUGACUGCCGAUCCAAACCAAAAUGUCCAGAAACCCUCCAGCGAUGCCGACAAGAAGAUCCCCGAUGACAAGAGGACUACUACUCCCUACAUGACAAAAUAUGAGCGUGCGAGGGUGCUUGGUACCAGGGCAUUGCAGAUCAGCAUGAAUGCUCCUGUGCUAGUCGAUCUAGAGGGCGAAACAGAUCCAUUGCAGAUUGCGAUUAAGGAGCUGAAUCAGAAAAAGAUCCCCCUCAUUGUCCGCCGUUAUUUGCCUGACGGAUGGUAUGAAGACUGGACAUGCGAAGAAUUGCUGUGA